AUGUUUCUGGACGUUAUCAAAUUAUCUCCAAGAUCUGAGCACGAAGAAAAAAGCAAGAAAGAUCUCCUCCUGCGCAUGGCUUCAUUUGAUGUGCCUAACCUGAAGAAGAGGUCAUUGCUGAAAUUGGGAGAGGACAAACACGGCAAUCCAUACAUCAGAGGAUUGACAGAAGUGAAUGUGACUUCAGCUGAAGAAGCUUUGAAACUGUUGACCAUUGGUCAAAAGAAUUUACGCAAAGCGGCCACAAAACUGAAUCAUAACUCUUCGAGAAGGGACAUUCCGCCCCGAAUGAUCCCAUACAGGGAUAGUAAGCUGACUCGUUUGUUCCAGGGUUUUUUCAGUGGUCGAGGCAAGGCAGUGAUGAUAGUCAAUGUCAACAAAUGUUCAACCCUGUUUGAUGAGACACUCCAGGUGUUCAAGUUCUCAGCAAUUGCUAAGCAGGGUUUGCUUGACAUUAUUGACAAUUGCAAGAAGGCAAUUGCCAAUUUGAAGGAAUCUCUAGCUAAGGAAAAGAAGGAACGAAUGUUGGAUGAAAUUAAGUUCAGAGAUGAAAUAACAAAGGAAUUAAUGGAACAAUUUGUGGCUAUUGAAAAGAAUUACACAGAGAAAAUCCAAGACAGCCAGCUUAAGGCUGAAGAUGCCACAGACAACAAAAUCACUAAAAUGUUGGAAACCUUGAAUCCUGCCAAAAAACGGUCUCAUGACGAAAUGGAACCAGAGGAAGAGAUGGUUCCUCUUCAUGUCUUACAAGAAUCACAGAAGAAAAUAGCGAAACCAGCUGAAUGUGAAGUUUGUCAAGCUCGCAGUGAGAAUACCUGGCAGCUGAAACCUGAGCUGAAAAACCAAGCAGGUACGGCAAAUGGUGUACGUUCUCUCCGGUCACAUCGUGACUCCUUGCAUCGUGGCCAGGCAGCCAAUACUGCUGUCACUCGAAAAGAGAAGGAUGGUGGCACUAAACAGCGGUCACCCUGGUUCAGCUGUAUGGGGAUUGGUGCAGGCAAAAAGCGCAAGUCUAAUGUCCCAGACCUCCUUCGGGGUACGAAAAAUGCAGUCUCUCAGUAUCGGCUUCGGGAUAUGGUCGUCGAGAAAGCUGAUGAGUCACGGGUUUUGCGUGUAAUGUUAAACAACACACGGGGUCUCGUGCCCACGCCGACCAAGACGAGUUUGCUCCGCUCGAAAAAGUUCCCCUCCUCCAAAGACCUCAACUCUGAGAAUGCAUCCUCGUCGCCUGUGAUGAGUCUUCAGGCUGAUGUCUCCCGGCUUGGGAAAGGGGGUAAGAAGAAAGAUGCUUCGCCAGGAGUGAAACGGCGGAUGCUGGCUCCAAUCUGCACAAAUCUGAUUGGAGAUAAAAAAUUAAAGGGCAGGCGGAGAUCAAGUCUCGUAUGCAGCAAACGUAAUUCUGUAUCAUUCAGUAAAAGAUAUAAUCUACGAAGCAAAAAUUAA
Messenger RNA from Acanthosepion pharaonis, 1443 nucleotides. NCBI's taxonomy places the organism in Eukaryota, Metazoa, Mollusca, Cephalopoda, Sepiida, Sepiidae. The record is from the annotation of a GenBank genome assembly.